AUGCCGGCUUCUAUUGUUGACCCUUUUAUGGUUACCAGUCUUCCAAGGCUGCCAUCAUCAGGAAAGCUAUCUGACCAAUGUAAGAUAGCGAAAAUCCCAACGUCAACAAGUACUUCGUUUGAUAUAGCGGUGAAUGGCUCGUACGUGGCAACUUUUAUCCUCAAGCCAUCCCCCAGAAUGAUCUGGUCUCACUCACUUUCACCAUCUGUCAAAGUGGAUGCUAUCGACAGUUGUGAUCUUGACAAUAAAGCGGAGACACAGAAUAGUUCAGACGGCGGUAAAAUAUAUGCAGUUGGACUUUCGGAUCGGAAUAAACACUCGUUAAAACUUAUUAAAUGUGAAAAUCUCUUUUCAACAGAUGUUAAUGAUGACAGCGAAAGCGUUAUAGACAUCAAAAUAGACUCGCAAGCGGUUGGAGUACGCAUUAUGGAGGAUAAAGAACGCGUGGUAGUUUUGGAUAGUGAAGGAACAGUGAAAGCUUACCCUAUUAGAUUCCAUAACGAGGAAAAGGAAGCUGAAGAUCCCAAGCCACUUUUCACAUUGAAGAAGCGGGGUGACUUGCAUGGUUCCGUGAUUUACUACAGAUUUGUGAAAUAUUCAGAUUUUGACCUCGGUAAGACAUCCACAAAAUUCGAGACUGCAGAUAAGUUAGAGACAGUGCUCAUUUUUGUGGACAGAAUUCCAUCGGAACAGGCAAAUACACAAACUUUACAGGGACAUAUUCGUGCAUUUGGACAGACUAGCGCAUUGGAUAUUGUCAGUUCAACUUUAAAGCUUCCGGAAGAAGUGGGUAACUCUGAGUUAGAGAUAUCGUUCGAUCCAUCAGGAAGAAUAGUUGUUUUGACAAAUGGGGAACACAUGAAGCUAUACACAUACAGGCUUCCAUACUUAGAGUUGGACCAGACCGUUGAUUUGGGGUGGCUUUUCAAAGAUGAGGAAGUUGAAGGAGAAGCUUCGAUAAUCCCGGCUUCUACUAACAGGAUGCUUGUGGCGAAAAACGGAAUGAUUGCAUUGAUUGACACAGAAUUUAAGGCUCUCCUUACCAAAUUUGAUGUGAUGGACAAGGCAAAAAGACAGGGUAAGGCUGUUCUUAUGCAAGCACCGAUGGUUAAGGGAAACACUUUGCGGUCCAGAGAAACAUUCGCCUUGUAUUUGGUCAGUAAAAGUGCCGAGACAGGAAGUAUAUUGAAUCAGGUAACUGUAGAUACCGGACUUGGUAAGCUGAGAGAUGUUUUGGGACGUGGAUUGCGGGAAUUCCGUCCUAAAUUCACGCAGAAGUCCAAACGGUUUGUUGGAUUGCCACUUCUCGUUACAAGAAGUGAAUUGAAAUCGAAAAUCAAGGAGGCCAGUAGUCUUUUGAAUCGUUCCGGAGAGGCUUCGAACAAGAUGGGAAGAGUGUACGAACAGUUGAAAGAGAUGAAGAGGACGAAAAAGUACGAGGAGCUUGAGCAGUACAUAGUUUCAUUUUUGAAGAUGGAUAAAUCAGCCGAUGCUGGUAGAGGACUCCAGAACACCGAAAACGGGGAAGUUAAAACAAACGAAGUGGGAAAAUUGAGAGUGUAUGAGGCUGGAAAAGACAGAAUUGUUGAUCCUAAGUUUUUCAGGAAGGUGGCGUUGCUAUUGUUUGACCGUGUUGACAACAGAGCCAUUGGAACAAAGAUAAAAGUUCAGUUGAACGAGAAUUUCAUACCUGAACAUGCAUUAACGUAUCUGCUUACACAUCCACUCUUUCCAAAGGAUAUUACUCCUGGAUUGCUCAAUGUUCUUUCAGUGUCUCCAAGACUCAUGAGACAAGCUAUUGUUACGUGCCCAAAUAUUCCGUGCAGCGAUCUCAUAGAGCAGAUGAGCCUUGUAGAGGAUGCAGAUAUGUUUAAAGACAUUGUUGGACGGGUAACGGACGAUUUUGCGCCUGAUACAAUAACAGAGGAGAUGAUCAGGCUUGCAAAUGGAGAAGCAGGAGGCUCUAAUGCGAAGAUCGACGUUGAUGGAAUCAUCCGGAAGGUGAUGGACACUGGUUAUGGCAUUUCAAUAAUGAACUCUUUGAUAGACUCAAAUGGUGUGACUUUAAGUCUUCACUAUUCGAAGAAUGAGUCGGAGCUCGGAAACUUGACGAGCAGAAUUGAGAAGAAGGUGAGCGAGUGCGAGCAGCAGUCGAGACUAUUGUCGAUAAUCGACCAGUCGCUAUCUUUAGUUGAUGGAGUGAGUGGAAGAAAGAAAAGAGAGCAAGCCGAAAGAAGAAGAAGAAGAAAGACUCAGUCUCAAAGCAAGACGGUGGAGGUAGAAAGCGGACGUACAGACUCAAUGCUAAAUGUGGGAAGUGUGUCGAAUGAAUUAUUUGAUUCCUCUUUGUCAAAUACCAAGAGGAUUCCUACAUAUUCUAUUGAGCGUCUAGAAAUAUAG
Messenger RNA from Brettanomyces bruxellensis, 2400 nucleotides. RefSeq lists its product as uncharacterized. NCBI's taxonomy places the organism in Eukaryota, Fungi, Ascomycota, Pichiomycetes, Pichiales, Pichiaceae. The record is from RefSeq and is a predicted model, not a curated record. The transcript has a single exon. The coding region runs from base 1 to 2400 and encodes 799 amino acids.